Messenger RNA from Triticum dicoccoides, 1184 nucleotides. RefSeq lists its product as uncharacterized. Lineage: Eukaryota; Viridiplantae; Streptophyta; Magnoliopsida; Poales; Poaceae. The transcript is spliced from 2 exons. The record is from RefSeq and is a predicted model, not a curated record. Bases 330 to 971 code for a protein of 213 amino acids.
CGCAACCCAUCCUCCUCCCCCGAUCCAAAUCCACACCUCCCUCCAACUUCUACCGGCGCCGCCGCCAGAAAACCACCCAGUGCGCCGCCCCGCCGCUAUCCACCUUACCAGGGCCUUCCCCAACCCUCUCCUUCCUCCUGACGGGCCAUGCGUUCCCCUCCAUCUUCCUGCGCUGGACCUUCCUCGACCACGCCCACGUUCAACCGCCUCCACACCCCGGGAACGAACUCCACCGGCUCCAAGCGUCUCGCGCGGCUGCCGGCGUGGAUCCGGGCACGCCGACCCCAGGCACCUCCCAUGGCUGCCGAUGUAGAUCCGCCCUAGGAGCCAUGCGCGACUGCCGGCACGGAUCCGGCAGCGCCGCUCCCAGGCACCCUACACUGCUGCCGGCGCGGGUCUGCCCCCGCCGCCCGCCAUGGACAGAUGUCUCAACCCCUCGUGCAGAUUUUGCCAUGCGUUGCAUCUCGGCUGUGUUCUCCUCCUUGCCGAGUUGGUGGCCAUGCACGGCAGACUCCGGCGACCACAUACCCGCCACCGCGCUUCGGCCACUUCCAGCGUUGCCGUCGGCCAUGCCCCUGGUCCUCCUCUACCCCCCUGAACCUCUGCCAUCCCCUUCACCAGUGCCCACUCUGGCCGCCCACCGCUCCCCUUCAACCGAAGCAGUUCUUCUGAGCGACCCCCACAGCUCUCUCCUCCCCCAUAUGCAGAUCACUGGUAACACACCCCCUUCCAUGCCGCAUUUUAUUUGGGCAAUGUCAGUACGCAUCGCCUGUUGUUGCAGUCCAUCCCACGGGCACCUUCAGUACGCAUCGCCCCCACCUUGGUUAAAGCUCUGGCUCCCCUGGAUCAAACUGCCACCGGUGAGCUUUUUUUCAGAACCAGUGCGGCAUCGUGCGGUACCAUGGCGUCCUUUGUGCAGUGCGGAUGGGCGAGGCGUGCAUUUUACUUGGAGUGGGCAGAAGGUUCUUUAGCUGCGUGAUCAAGUUAGCCGGAGGAAAACAGGGUGUUACCCCUGAUACACUUCGGCUGGGAGACCGUUGAAGUUGGUGAAGUCAUAUUUGUGUGUGUCAUGUGUAUAUAAUUUCUUUUUCUUUGUUUUUAUGUGGAUGUUUGCUUGUGUAAACUUAUAUUAAAAAUGUGUCUUUUGAUUAUUAUUUGCAUCAUUUAUGCAGUGCACUUAUCUC